AAUUCUUUAGAACGUCUCUCGAGCCCAGAAAACCCCAGUGGCCGGGAAGGCGACCACCCUGGAAUGUAGGGGACGAAGAAACCCCCCUCGGAGGAAAUCCUAAUGCUCGUCUUCUCUCGCCUUACUACCUCGACCUCCUCGUCCUCCUUCGCAACCCUAAGAAGGAUGCCUCCUUCCUUGCCGAGAUGGCCGUCUUCCUCCGAAGCGCCCCCGCCGCCGCCUUGCAGCCCUCUUUCGAAUGGUUGUGGUGCUAAAGAAAAUUACCACUGGAGCUAUGCUUUCACAUUCUGUGGCAUUGGAAGAAUUUCGUGAAGGAAUAAUAAGAUGCUUUAGGGUGAUGCUUCUCAAUUUACAACCUUGCUCUGUUAGUUCGUGUUCAUGCAAACAAAGGGUUAUCAUGCCUACAUCCAAAUCUAUUGAUGGUGCUUUUGUGCAUCAUAAUACUCUCUCAAGGGAUUGUGUUGAAUCACUAGAAUGUUUGCUAGCAUUUCUCCAAUCUCAAAAUGCUUCAGCUGCAGUAGGGCAUUGGCUAUCACUUCUUCUCCAAGCUGCUGAACUUGAGGCACUGAGAGGACACUGUGGAAGUGCAAAUCUCCGGAAAGAGGCAUUUCUGACCCUUCGAGUCCUUGUUGCCAAGGUUGGUACUGUUGAUGCACUUGCCUUCUUUCUACUGGGCGUUGUAAGCCGUUUUGCAAAGGCCUUAUAUGUAUCAAAAAAUAUGAUUAGUGGUGCUGCUGGAAGCUCUGUAGCCAUCGAGCAGCCUAUUUGUGGUUUGACUGAGUUCUUGAUUAUUGUUUUAGAUGACAAGGCAAAUCUUCACUCCCUUGAGAUGCCUGUAAAUGAUAUUGGAUCACUUUCACCCAUGGAAAAUAAAUCUACCCAAUCUGUCCUAGAGGCUCUUCGUAGUUUACCUUUAAAUGGUCAUGUUCAGUCAGCAAAUAUGAUUGGAGAUUCUUUUAAUCAAGCUAUCAACGAUGAUCAUAAACGAAAGAUAGUUGAUCAUAGCAAUGGCAAAAGAAAUUUAUUCGUACAUCGUUCCAAGGAGUGGAUUGAUGAAACUUCUUCUAAUGUUGAUAAAUUAAUGUCUGCUGCAUUUCCACAUCUUUGUAUUCAUUCUGCAGAAAAGGUCAGAAAAGCACUUGUAGAUGGCAUACAGGGGCUUCUGUUGAAUUGCAGAUGCACUUUGCAAAGAAGCAAAUUAAUGCUUUUGGUGAGUAUACUGUCUAUGCGAGCUGUAUCCUCAGAGUUAGAGGUCCUUGGUAGGCAUCAACACCCAAAUUUAACUAUUCCUUUUCUAAAGGCUGUGGGUGAAAUUGCAAAGGCAUCACAAACUGAAGCAUCUUCUUUGCCAGAUCAGACUGAAAUAUUUAGUGCACACGUCAGCUCCAAGAUUCUUAUGAUGCAAAAAUGGAUUAAUGAGAAUCAUGUGGAUAGUAGCUCCUUCUCCAUGUGUACCAAAUCCCAGGCUCAACCAGAAAUUGGAUCUGUCAAUUUUGAUGAUGUUAGUCUUCACUUGGAAUAUUGGGAGGAAUUAUUGUUUAAGUUUAAUGAGAUGAAAAGAUACAGAAGAAUUGUUGGAUCUCUUGUUGGAUCAUGCUUAAAAGCUGCAUCACCACUUGUUUCUUCACAGAAAGAAUCAGCUUGUCUGGUGUCUCUGGACAUUUAUGAUACUUUGGGUCAUGGGUACAAUCCAAGCAUGGGCCAUGCUGCUUGGUUUUUGGAUGUUUCUGUAUCUCUUGCAAAAGUGGAGGAAGCUUAUAAGCACGAGAAACAAACCAAAGCAGCAAUCUGGGAAGCAGUUCAGUUGCUAUCACUAAAUGAUCUGAAAGAUGGGAUGGAGGCUGCAGAUGACGAAGCUGACGAGAACAGAGUGCUUCCAGCAAUGAACAUAAUCUGGCCUUAUUUGAUUCUUUGCCUUAAAAAUAAGGUUUCAGUGGUAUGAUAGAUUUUUUUUUUGCUAAUUUAGUAAAUCUCUUUGGUCUUUUUUCCGUUAACAUUUAGCCUAUUCUGCGACAUCGUACUUUGCUCGAUUGUCUGAUUUAUGCUGAAGCUUCAUAUAUAUUUCUCAUGUCUUGGGAAUGGGAAUGGAGUGGUUGAUAAGAAAUUAAAAAAGAAAAGACAGAGGAGAAUAAUGAUAAUAUUUAACAAUGAGCUCAAGUACCAUAGGAUCAAACACAUACUAGUCUUGAGUGUAGAGAUAGACAUUUUAUCUAAUCCUUCUUGCUUUAUUUGAUAAUGAAGUUGUAACAAUUGUUAAUGCUUGGCAGCUCCAAUAACACCAUAUUUUGUUUGAUGUUUUAGUGGAUUAUGUAUGGUUAUGCAUAUAGGACAAUAGGGGGGUUUGGAGCUUUAGGGCUUAUGUAAUGAGAGAGUUAAGAGGUAGGAUAAUUGGGGGAGAAAUAAGAUAGAUAUUAGGUGGAUAUCUUGGAUUCACUCAAGUCUACCAAACUCACUUCAUGGGAAGAUUGUUGACAUCACAUCACACUGUAUUGUGGUCACAAGAAAUUAAAUCAAGUUAGUACAAUCAUAGGAUACAUGCUCAUAAAAACUA
Musa acuminata subsp. malaccensis (wild Malaysian banana) is the source of this 2551-nucleotide messenger RNA. NCBI's taxonomy places the organism in Eukaryota, Viridiplantae, Streptophyta, Magnoliopsida, Zingiberales, Musaceae. The record is from RefSeq and is a predicted model, not a curated record.